AUGGAACAGCAAAAGUAUGAGCCACUCGACGAAACACCAUCAAGAGCUGAUAUGCAGGUCGCACCGGAAAUUGCUUAUGACAGCCUACCUGAACAUGACAUGACUGCAGUAGAUCAUGAACAAAAUCAAAGACUUUCUCAGGCUCCAGCGUAUAGCCAACAUGAGAAUCUGUCGAGUGUUCAGUCAGAGAAUCCAACUAGGCAUUCUCACGGCGAACUAAGUCAAGAUAGUCAUAAUGUUGCAGAAGAAAGCAAUGAUAUUGAGUCAAGCACUGAAGAUGAAAUAUUUGAUAGCAACAACGACACUAUGCACUUAGAAACAAAAUCAGUUACAAGCUUUGAAUCUGACAGUAUGCUUACCUACCCACAAGGAGAAAAUAUAGAUUUCCACGAAGGAGUAGCAACUACGGUAGACGGAAGAUCUUCAGCAGUGCAGGAAGGACUAUCGAUACAAGAGGUUGAUGCCGCACGGAAGGUGAAUGUUCUCUCCAACGGCAUACAAGACGAUAUGGUCAUCACAACUCGUUCCAGUCAAUCGAGCCUCAGUCAAUCUUCAAGCAAAACAUUAAUUGGAAAGCCCAAAACUAUGCUCUAUAGUAAUAAGUCAACGCCCUAUACAUCUGUAAUUUCAGGGCUAUCGACUCCGGCAAAAAUCAGCCAUUCCAAUACACAUCAUUAUUUACCAGCUACUGAAGGAGCGGAUCAGGUCAUCAUCGAUGUCAAACAUGAAAUAAUAGAUCCGGAUUUCGAUACGUCCUUACAGGAGAAGCGAAGACCUGUGAACAAGAGAGGUGUUUGCAAUCUUAUGACCAUAUUUAUUAUUUUAGCAAUCAUUGUUUUCAUGUUUGCUGGUUAUCCCUUGUCGCUCUAUAUAUCCAAACAACUUCAUCCCAACGAUUCUAAUCCCAGUUAUAGCGCAAAUUAA
Molecule: messenger RNA, 924 nt
Organism: Umbelopsis ramanniana AG
Lineage: Eukaryota; Fungi; Mucoromycota; Umbelopsidomycetes; Umbelopsidales; Umbelopsidaceae
Exons: 1
Coding region: 1-924 (307 amino acids)
Source: RefSeq, a predicted model, not a curated record